CCUGUGGGUUGUUUUGGUCGGUAAAAAGCUGUAUUAUUUAUGUAAAGCAUGGCGAUCUCUAUAGCCAUCUUGGACUGUGAUCUGCUCCUGCAUGGUCGAGGCCAUAAAACCCUGGACCGCUUUGACCUGGACUCUGUCGCAGACAACAUCCUCCUCACUCAAUUUGGCUUCCCCAGAGAGUUUAUCCUGUAUCUGGUGGAGUUACUCAGGGAGUCUCUGUGCAGACGCACCCAGCGGUCUCGAGCCAUCAGUCCUGAGGUCCAGGUGUUGGCUGCAUUGGGCUUCUACACAUCUGGCUCUUUCCAGACGUCUAUGGGAGACACUAUCGGUAUCAGCCAGGCGUCAAUGUCAAGAUGUGUGUCCAAUGUGACCAAAGCCCUGGUGGAGAAAGCUCCCCAGUUCAUCACAUUCAACAGAGAUCCGUCCAGCAAAGAUCAGACCUUCCAGGAGUUUCUGAAGGUUGAAGGAUUUCCAGGAGUUCUGGGGGUGCUGGACUGUGUUCAGGUUGCUAUCAAAGCUCCAAACAGCGAAGACUCGUCGUACGUGAACAAGAAAGGCUUUCACUCUGUCGGCUGUCAGCUGGUUUGUGACUCCCGAGGGUUGUUACUCAGCGCAGAAACGCACUGGCCAGGUGGACUCAAAGACACUGAAGUUCUAGAAAGAUCCGCUCUCUACAAACAGCUGCAGGAAAUAUCAGAGGGCUGGCUGCUGGGUGACCGUCGUUAUCCUCUCAGAAAGUGGUUGAUGACCCCGGUGGAUUGCCCAGAAUCCCCUGCAGAGUUUCGAUAUAAUCUUGCUCACACCGCUACACAUGAGAUAGUGGACAGGACCUUCAGAGCCAUCCAGACCAGAUUCAAAUGUUUAGACGGCACCAAAGGAUACCUACAGUACUCUCCAGAGAGGAGUUCGUCCAUCCUGCUGGCCUGCUGUGUUCUCCACAACGCCUCCCUGCAGUCCGGAUUAGACGCCUGGACUCUGGAGAGGACGGACCCUCUGGAGCAGCCAGAGAGCCUCGAACAGAGACCCGAGGACCGCGACAGCCAGGCAGAGGAUCUUCGGAAACAGCUCAUACUCAAACACUUCAGCUAAACCGCCGGCUGGACUCUUCAGUGUUACUGAUCUCAUCUGAGUCAGUUUACUAAAGACUAAGACAAGCAAGUCAAGACUUUUAAAUGACUUACAUUAAAAGUCACAUUUGAGGCAAGAAUGUCCACAGACACGGUGUUGCUGAUGCAAUUUUUUAAUAUUUUGCUGGUUUCUACUCUACUGACUAAACUAAGAUAACAUAGUAAUAUAUGGAGGAACAUGCAGGACGCUAUACAACAAACCUGAGACAACAACAACACACCCAAACACAUUUCAAAUAACUGAACUCCCUGGAAAGUGCUUGAUUAUUCUCUGAGGCCAUUCAGACAUUAUGAGGUCAGAAUAAUCAAGCUCUCCUUGAUGUUUUACAACUAUUCCAACUGUGUUUAGUUGCUGUGUUGUCCAGGUUUCUUUACAAGUGGAAAAAGUGACCCUCCCUCUUUUUUUAACUUUUUGAAAUCCCACCCCACUUUAAAUUUAUUUCUGACAUCUUCCACCCAUAUUUAUUCCCCGUGUCUCCCUUUCCCACAUGAUUCCACAGGUUAAAAUCUUGGAAUAUGUCACAAUACAAAAACAAGGCCCUUAUUUACAACAACUGCACAUUAGGUUGUCAUUAUUUAUGUACACUGAUGGGUUUACUGACUGUUGGGGGGGAGGGGUGAGAAUGACAGGAUGUUUGCGCAACGGGCUGCAGUCACAUGAUGAUUUGUAUCACAGAUUAUAUCAAACCAAACAUUUAGCAUGAGGGAUACACAGUGAAACAGAUAGAGAAAUAUAAGAAAAGCAGAAAAUCUGUUAAUUGAAAGGUUUUGGAUGUUUUGAGGGUUUAAAAGUCAAAACUGAAGUAAUUAUUUACUCGCAGAUUUUGACUGGGGCAGUGAAAUGUAUGUUUUUAGGAAUAUCACAACAUUUAAAAAUCGUUGUCAGAAUAGUGGUCAAGAAAUAAAAACUUUUUUCAAAAAAUAUAUCAUGAUGUUCCUUCAAACUGUGGAGAGAACAAAGCUAGUGGUGUUUUACUUCCUGGAAUGUAAUAGUCCCCUGAUUGGCUUCAUCAAUAUAUACACACACUUUCUACAAACAGGAAUAAAUACAACAUACACUGCUGUCGCAUGAGCACAUUUAGCAUCAAUGUUGAGAUGUUUCCUCUGCUUGUCACAGGUUAUAGGAUGCAUUUAUGACAGAAAAAUAUCUAUAUUUAAGAAUUAUUGUCAAUGUUUAAUUUUUGUUUUUUUAAUUUGCAGUUGGUUUGUGGGUUUCGGGGGUCAAUAAAAGAUCUUUGGGAGUCAAUAAAAGAUCUUUAUGAGUCCAAAACUACAGGUUGAGGGUAAAAAUAUGAAGACAUUUUCAAAUCAUCAAGGAGCCUUUAAAAAAAAGGGUUUCAAGCGACAGCAGUGAAACAUAAACACUGUAUUACAGUUAACAGACACAAACAGAUCAUGUCAAAGUUUUACACUCCACUGAACAGCAUGUAAACUAUACACCAUCAUGUAAACCUUCACAUCAUCCUAAAUGCCAAAACACAACAAACAAUUGCUUUUUUUUUCCCGCAUAAAAUAAAUAUGCUCUUUUUUGGAUGCUCAGAAUAUAUUAUAAGUUGUAUUUUUUGUGUUUUGUAAACAUUAUUUAGAAAAACAAGACAAGAUAAACUAACCAUAAAAACAAGUUCAGUACAUUUAUUUAUUUUUUUGUUGCAUAAAUUAAAUAUGCUCUUUUUUGAUGCUGCAAAUAUAUUAUAUAUACAAUUUAAAUUUCAUAAAAAUACUUUUAUGUCAUGUUUCCCAACCUGUCAGAACCCCUUUUUUUUAUGAAAAUAUGGUCUUCUUUUAAAAUGAUGCAGGAUUUGGAGGUGAUAAAAACUAAUAUUAACUUUGAAGAUUGAUUCAAAAAGUGUAAAAAUUAAUAAAUGCUUAGUAGUAACUUCAAUUUGGCCAAUUUGGCCCUCUUGUCUGGGGUCCCCACAAAUAGAGUAAUACCUGUGAAAUAAAUGCUUUGCAAAGAUAAAUCCUAAACAUUCAGCCUGUUAAUGAUGAUCUAAAGGAAGCAAGGAAUGGAGAAAUGACAUCAUCUCAACCAGGGCAUCCAAAAGGCUCAGGCCAGCCCUGCUUCAAACACAAAGUGUGUAGUAUUAGUAGUCUAGUUGUAGUAACGUUUCCGGGUUUAUACUUCCAUAUAUGGGCAUUACAUGCAAGGCCAAGUUGGUCAUAUAAUUGACUGAGGUGAGUGAAAGGCACUUGAAUGGCACAGCUUCCUUUUAAAAGGAUGCAUUUAUUUACAUCAGCAUGUUUAGCUUUUAGUUUAGUUCCUAGUUGUUCGUAGCAACACACGUUGCAUUCAGGUACACUCAUCUGAUGUCGUGCAUCUGGAGUGACUUGGAAAUAAAAUGCAAGCACUGUGUGCUAAAAUAAACUAGAAUCACACAGUGGAGGUCCAUACACAGUAUACUUCUGUUUCUUAAUGGUGCAACAUGUUUCACUUUAUGUUUCCUAAUAUUAAAACCGCACUUCCCUUGAAGCUCUGUGUUUACUCUUGCGAAAAUGAUGUUUUUUUCUCUAACAGUGCUACACUGCAUUUGUUUUGAAGAGCAAGCAAAGAUGAAUCUUCAGAAGUAGCUGUGGAUGUUACAAAUUCUUGAGGGGACUUUUAUAACAUUAUUUCUGUGCAUCGAGUAGUUUGCAAAGGUAAAUUACUUCUAUUGAAAUGCUACACAUUGCAUCUUUAAGUAAUAAU
Molecule: messenger RNA, 3813 nt
Organism: Scomber scombrus (Atlantic mackerel)
Lineage: Eukaryota; Metazoa; Chordata; Actinopteri; Scombriformes; Scombridae
Gene: harbi1
Product: harbinger transposase derived 1
Exons: 7
Coding region: 49-1089 (346 amino acids)
Source: RefSeq, a predicted model, not a curated record